AAAAAAAAAAAAAGAGGUUUAGUUUCUAAGCCAAUUUUACAUUCUGAAAUGAACAGUAGGUGCCAAGUGGAUCUCAUUGAUUUUCAGACUCAACCUGAUGGAAAGUUUAAAUUUAUCAUGGUCUACCAAGACCACUUGACCAAGUUUAUUUUGCUUCGUGCUUUGGAAUCUAAACGAGCUGAAGAAGUAGCCUACCAUUUGAAUGAUAUAUUUUUGACAAUAGGUGUCCCGUGUAUUUUGCAGUCAGACAAUGGAAGAGAAUUCGUCAAUCGUAUUAUAUGUGAAAUGACGAGUCUUUGGCCAGAACUUAAGCUAGUGCAUGGAAAACCACGGCACAGCCAAAGUCAGGGCUCUGUCGAGAGAGCCAACCAAGACGUCGAGAACAUGAUCAGUUGUUGGCUAAAAGAUAAUCACUCGACUAAAUGGUCAGAAGGAUUGAGAUAUGUACAAUUUAUGAAAAAUAGGGCCUAUCAUUCGGGCAUAAAACAAUCGCCUUACAAAGCUAUGUUUGGAGUUGAACCCAGAGUUGGUCUUUCAACGACAUCACUACCACCAGAAAUAAUAAAGGAUAUUCAAGAUGAAGAUGACGUUCAAAAACUUAUUGAAACUGAUUUAACCCAUAGACAUACAAAUGAUCACAAUAAUUCAGGAGAUGAUAGUGAUUGUAAUGAUAUCGAAACUUCUAAAAUUGGUGAUGAUAUCCAAAAGGCAAGACAAACAGCUGCUGAAAACCUUCAGAAACAGGCAAAAAAAAUGAAAUCUGCUUCUGACAAAUCGCAUCCACCAGCUAAAGUGGGAGAUAAUGUGACUGUGCCGAUUCCUGAUGUAGACAGAGGAAGGGGCGACCUAAGAAAUGUUAUUGGCGUUGUUCUUGAAAUAAACAAUGAUGGCCUGUACAAAAUUGGAACUAAGCAUGGAAUAUUGCAGACACUCUAUUGCAGAACUGAAUUCGACAUUUGUACUCAAAAAUUUCUACAAGAAAGUGAUGUUAAUCAAGAUGUUCAAAUCUCACUAAGGACUGCAGCUACCAAACAUUCAGUUGGGACAGGACAAGGUUUUAUACGGUGCACCUGUACCAAAAAUUGUGCUACAAAUAGGUGCCAGUGUAAAANAGGAGAUAAGGAAUUAGCAGAGUUUUUAGAACAAGAAAUCAAAGCAGAAAUUAAAUCUAGGAAAUCAUCAAAACUUCCAACUAUUGAAGGUUUUGACAUAAAAACAGAUGGAGCUGAAGUGACUAUGUCCAAACAGUUUAAUAAUGAAAAAUAUUUACGAGAUAAGGAAUUAGCAGAGUUUUUAGAACAAGAAAUCAAAGCAGAAAUUAAAUCUAGGAAAUCAUCAAAACUUCCAACUAUUGAAGGUUUUGACAUAAAAACAGAUGGAGCUGAAGUGACUAUGUCCAAACAGUUUAAUAAUGAAAA
This is a messenger RNA of Centruroides sculpturatus (bark scorpion), 1418 nucleotides long. RefSeq lists its product as uncharacterized. Gene Ontology annotation, molecular function: nucleic acid binding. NCBI's taxonomy places the organism in Eukaryota, Metazoa, Arthropoda, Arachnida, Scorpiones, Buthidae. The record is from RefSeq and is a predicted model, not a curated record. Gene Ontology annotation, biological process: DNA integration. The transcript is spliced from 5 exons. The annotation marks the transcript as partial.